AUGGUUGAGACCUUGGACCAGGAGAACAGGUCAAAAGGUGAAGUGAGCAAGGGUGGGGAGCACCACAGCACCGCAGCACCGCAGCCACCACCCGUGUCGCUCGACCAACGCACAAAAGCAGAACACAAUGAUAUCGGAACACAAAGACUCAACAGACAGGGGCUAACGUACUUCACAACGUACCAUGAAUCCUCUGACUGAUGCACUAUCCACACGAAACACACUCGGGGUAAUGCACCAUCCACGAAGAACACUCCCACAGAAUGUUCC
Molecule: messenger RNA, 270 nt
Organism: Ectocarpus sp. CCAP 1310/34
Lineage: Eukaryota; Phaeophyceae; Ectocarpales; Ectocarpaceae
Source: the annotation of a GenBank genome assembly